UCAGUUAGAACAGCUGUGUUCUGUAUUGUUAGUGACAGUAUUAACUUCCUGUCACCUUUUUCCUUAGGUGAUGAAACACUUGAAGCCUGGAUUGAUGGAGUAUGAAAUGGAAAGCCUCUUCCAGCACUACUGCUACACCCAUGGAGGCAUGAGGCACACAUCUUAUGCCUGUAUCUGUGGAACGGGAGAGAAUUCCUCUAUUUUGCACUACGGCCAUGCUGGAGCCCCCAAUAACAAGGCUAUUGCAGAUGGCGACAUGUGCCUUUUUGACAUGGGUGGAGAGUAUUACUGCUACAGUUCCGACAUCACCUGCUCUUUCCCGGCAAACGGGAAGUUCACCGAUGACCAGAAGGCUAUCUACGAGGCUGUUCUCAAGUCCUCCCGUGCCGCCCUAGCCGCCAUCAAACCAGGUGUGCUGUGGCCAGACAUGCAUCGCCUGACCGAUCGUGUGCAGCUGGAGGAACUGGUAAAGAUCGGAAUUCUGAAGGGGAGCGUGGACGACAUGCUCAAGGCGCACAUGGGUGCCGUCUUCAUGCCCCACGGCCUGGGCCACCUGAUGGGCAUCGACGUGCAUGACGUGGGAGGAUAUCCAGAGGGUGUGGUGCGGAUUGAUGAGCCGGGUCUGAAGAGCCUGCGUAUGGGCCGUGCGGUCCUGGAACGAAUGGUCCUGACGGUCGAACCUGGCAUCUACUUCAUUGACCACCUACUGGACCAGGCCCUGGCUUCACCUGCCCAGCAGUGCUUCAUCGACAGGGAUGUUCUGGCACGUUUCCGUGGAUUUGGAGGGGUGCGCAUCGAGGACAACAUCGCGGUCACAGCCGGCGGCGUGGAGCUACUCACCUGUGUCCCUCGCACAGUGCAGGAGAUCGAGGAGUUUAUGGCUACUGGUAGUGACACCUCCAAGAGCGGCGGCCAAAAAUCCUGAGCAAUGGAUGAACAGACCCAUACUGUAAAAUGUCCGUGCUAAUCCGUCUGGCACUAAGGGAUGAUACAGAAGGCUUUAAGAACAAUCAAUGAAAUAAUACCGUAAAUUUGCUCUGAUUUACAUUAAUACAUAUUCAGUAUGUACACAAUAGGCCACGAAACAUGCUGUGAAUGAUAUAAACGGUAUAUACUGCUCAAAGCUGAAUGAAGCUUUUGCCAUUUUAGGUUUUACUGAACUCGCUCCUCUAAAAAUAAGCAUUUCUAACCUUUCAGUGACUACUUUUUCUACUACAGAUAAAAAUAAUCACGUAUUUUCAGUUACUUCAUUUGUGUUGUGUUGUUGAAGUAUAACGCUGAUCAAUAAACUUUAAUUUUCUCUUGCAAUACAAAA
Molecule: messenger RNA, 1315 nt
Organism: Paramormyrops kingsleyae
Lineage: Eukaryota; Metazoa; Chordata; Actinopteri; Osteoglossiformes; Mormyridae
Source: RefSeq, a predicted model, not a curated record